AUGACAUCGUUAAAAAUACUUGUUGAGAUGAGUUCUGAAGUUCAGAAAAUAUAUCGUAUCGGUUCAAAGUGGUAUUUCCGUGCUUGUCCUGAACUACCCGGUCGUCGAUUCCACUAUCGUGCAUACUGCCUUGAUGACCUUAACGGUACAAUGCCCCGUCAUUCUGAACCAUCAUCAUCCCAGACGGCAGUCGAGCGCAGCGAUGAUCAAACACAGCAAAGCGUUGUUGAUCGGAGCAGUGGAACGCGAUCUUGUCAAUUGUCCAUGAAUAAUGCCUCUCUAUGGGAGGACUCAGCAAACAACAACGUUGAUACGACGAUACAUUUGGUGGAUAUUGGCACUCCUGAAACGAGUAUUCUACAACCCACAUCAGCGUCAGUCAAUCAGCCACAGCAACAACCAUCACCCAAACCAGUAGUGUCAGAAUCCACUCUGGAUUUAUUGUCUGAGGUUGAUUUCACGGCACCCAGUAAUCUGCUCGAUAUCAACGAGCCGUACCUCUCAGCUGAACCUCUCGUGCCAAUUCGAUCAACUCAAACGUCUUCGUUCGGUUCGCGAGCACAAUCAACGACUAUCGGCGACAAUAAAAAUGCUGCCAAUACGAUGAACAACAGUACAAUGACCACUUCGAAUAGUCAACAAAAUGUGGAUAAAACUCCUCUGGAAUCCGCGGCUACAGCUGAUUCCGAAUCGUUCGCAUCGUUGUCAGGUUUUUGCUUAGUUCACAACAUCCCAACAGAAUCCUAUUCAAAGCCAUGUCCUUCGAAUUUGGCAUCAUCAAAGCAACAACAACAGCCUUCAUCUACUCACGACUCACUCAGUUUAAGUGAUGGCGAAACAUUGGUUCUCAUUUCGACACCUCCAUCAUCUGUUAAAAUCAGUGAUGUGAAUACGACUCAAAAUGAAAAAAACAUAAAUAAUACUCAACAACGACUUGAUAUUGUGCAGUCAGCAGCACUAACAAAUUCAACACUAUCAUCAAAUGCCAACGAAUUCGAUGAUACGUUAACGUCAGACAGUCUUCCUCAAUUGCAACUAUGCAAAAAAUAUGAUGUGUUUGAUGAAGAAAAAGCAUCAAAAAUGUACUUCGAAGUGAUCAGCAAACCGAAACAAACGCUUGAGGAGGAAUUAAUCGGUGGAUUUGAAGAUGAACACGAACAUUAUUUUGAUACAUCUGAAACGAUUCAACAUCAGUUCGGAAGUGUUGUUUCGCAUGACGGUACGAGAACGUCGCCAACAACCAAAAAUGUUCCGAAUGGUAAAAGUGAUGCCGAUAUUGUUGCACCCACUCUGAAAACAUCUUCAAAAGCGGUGGACAGUGAUCAAAGCAAGUCAACAUCAACUACAGAGGAAAGUCAAGGCGAUGUUCAUUUCGUGAAAACAAACGAAAGCCUUGCAGAAGUUCUUCAUCGGUUGACUGCUGCUGGCGAUCACCCACAAAACUCAUCACAACCCCGCCUGAGCAAGUCGUCCGAGCAGAUUGAAGGGGAAAGUUCGGAUUAUGACGUGGACGACGAUACGGUUCGAUGCAAUUCAGAGCGUUCGCUGUAUGCGAUUCGAGUACCAAGAAGAGCCGACGAUAAUGAGGUUGGUCUGUUCAGAAUGUGUAUGUUCAGGUCAAAACCGACAGGAGUGUAG
This is a messenger RNA of Anisakis simplex (herring worm), 1638 nucleotides long. The record is from the annotation of a GenBank genome assembly. NCBI's taxonomy places the organism in Eukaryota, Metazoa, Nematoda, Chromadorea, Rhabditida, Anisakidae.